UGUGGGUAACUGGGGCCGCCAGGUGACAGCUAAUGGCGGCGACCGCCUGAGGCGGGCGGCAAAACCGGGCUGUAGGAGUCGCGCGGUGGAAUCUUCCCGGCCACCGCUCCCUUCCGGACUGUGGCUUCCCGGUGGCGGCAGGGCUCGGCGCGCCAUGGACAGGCCGGCGGCGGCAACGGCGGCGACGGCGGCGGGCUGCGAGGGCGGAGGGGGCCCGAACUCGGGGCCGGCGGGCGGCAGGAGGCCUCCUAGGGCCGUGGGGGGCGCCACCGCCGGCUCCCGGCAGCCCAGCGUGGAGGCCCUGGACAGUCCUACAGGAUCACAUGUUGAAUGGUGUAAACAGCUUAUAGCUGCUACAAUUUCUAGUCAGAUUUCAGGUUCUGUGACAUCAGAAAAUGUAUCCAGAGAUUACAAGGUUUUCAGGAGGCCUGAUAUAAGGAGUGUUCAUAAAGCAAGACAAAGAUUGGAGAUUCAGGAAGAACACAAUGGCUACCCUUCUGAAGCUGAAGCUGAUCAGGUGGCUCUGAGGGAUGGAAAUAAAUUGGCACAGAUGGAAGAAGCACCACUUUUUCCUGGAGAAUCAAUUAAAGCCAUUGUGAAAGAUGUCAUGUAUAUCUGCCCAUUUAUGGGAGCAGUGAGUGGAACCCUGACAGUGACGGAUUUUAAGAUGUACUUCAAAAGUGUAGAGAGGGAUCCACAUUUCAUCCUUGAUGUUCCCCUUGGAGUGAUCAGCAGAGUUGAGAAGAUUGGAGCACAGAGCCAUGGAGAUAAUUCUUGUGGCAUAGAGAUCGUGUGCAAGGAUAUGAGGAACUUACGACUUGCUUAUAAACAGGAAGAACAGAGUAAGCUAGGAAUAUUCGAAAACCUUAACAAACAUGCAUUUCCCCUUUCCAAUGGGCAGACACUAUUUGCAUUCAACUAUAAAGAAAAAUUUCCAAUUAAUGGCUGGAAAGUUUAUGAUCCAGUAUCUGAAUAUAAGAGACAGGGCUUACCAAAUGAGAGUUGGAAAAUAUCCAAAAUUAACAGUAAUUAUGAGUUCUGUGACACCUACCCUGCUGUCAUUGUUGUGCCAACUAGUGUAAAAGAUGAUGACCUUUCAAAAGUGGCAGCCUUUCGAGCAAAAGGCAGAGUCCCUGUGUUGUCAUGGAUUCAUCCAGAAAGUCAGGCAACGAUUACCCGUUGCAGCCAGCCUCUCGUGGGUCCCAAUGAUAAACGCUGCAAAGAGGAUGAAAAAUACUUACAAACAAUAAUGGAUGCUAAUGCACAAUCACACAAACUCGUCAUCUUUGAUGCUCGACAGAAUAGCGUUGCUGAUACCAACAAGGCAAAGGGUGGAGGAUAUGAAAGUGAAAGUGCUUAUCCAAACGCAGAACUUGUGUUCUUGGAGAUCCACAACAUUCACGUGAUGAGAGAGUCACUACGUAAAUUAAAAGAGAUAGUGUACCCUUCGAUUGAUGAGGCACGGUGGCUGUCCAACAUGGACGGGACACAUUGGUUGGAAUAUAUAAGGAUGCUUCUGGCUGGGUCAGUAAGAAUUGCUGAUAAAAUAGAAUCUGGGAAAACCUCCGUGGUGGUACAUUGCAGUGAUGGUUGGGACCGAACAGCCCAGCUCACGUCUCUGGCUAUGCUGAUGUUGGACAGUUAUUACCGGACUAUUAAAGGAUUUGAAGCUAUCAUAGAAAAGGAGUGGAUAAGCUUUGGACAUAGGUUUGCACUGCGAGUGGGCCACGGUAAUGACAACCAUGCUGACGCCGACCGCUCUCCAAUAUUUCUUCAGUUUAUUGAUUGUGUUUGGCAAAUGACAAGACAGUUUCCUUCAGCGUUUGAGUUUAACGAACUAUUUUUGAUUACAAUUUUGGAUCACCUUUAUAGCUGUCUCUUUGGGACCUUUUUGUGCAACUGUGAACAACAGCGAUUCAAAGAGGAUGUAUGUACAAAGACUAUUUCUCUAUGGUCAUAUAUCAAUAGCCAGCUAGAUGAAUUCUCCAAUCCCUUCUUUGUGAAUUAUGAAAACCAUGUGUUAUAUCCUGUUGCUAGUCUGAGUCAUUUGGAAUUGUGGGUAAACUAUUACGUACGAUGGAAUCCACGGAUGAGACCUCAGAUGCCAAUCCAUCAGAAUCUCAAGGAGCUGCUGGCCGUCAGAGCAGAGCUGCAGAAGCGGGUAGAGGACCUCCAGCGGGAGGUGGCCACACGUGCCAUCUCAUCCUCGUCCGAGCGGGGCUCCUCACCUUCCCACUCAGCCACUCCCAUUCACACCUCAGUCUGACAGGCAAGGCCAGCCAUCUCAGGCCAUCCUGCUGCUCCACUGUCUCUUGGUGGCUCAGGAAAGGGACCUGGUACUAGCUGUUAUGGCGGUAGCUUGUGAUCUUGUCUUUUAGUAUUAGGCCCAGAGACCAUUUAUGUGUUUGGGUGACAGCCCCCACUGUUGGCAAGUGCUUAUUGUUUUGUGAACAGCCUGUUACCUUCCUGUCAGUGGUUUCACUAGAGACAUCUGUCAUGCCCACUGUGUGAAGUGACUUCCUAUCAUCCAGGCAGCUUGGGAGAAACCAGAGUGAAUGGAACGCAGUACUUAAGUCUCAUGCCAUUUCUUUCCAAGUUACAUCUUUCACUGAAAACAAACACCAUUCACUUAAAGAACACAUUGCCAGCAACAUGGUUUCCUUCAGGUUGUUGCCACAAUGUGGAAACUGGUUCUUAAAUAUUUAGGGGAGAAGACAAACCAUUGCCAUCUAUUCUAUGGUUCUCUUUGUGCAAGGAGUCCUCAUGUUAACAAUUACUGUUGUGUACAUAUACAUAUAAGGUAUUUUUUAAAAAAAGAAACAUGCUUUUAUUUUCCUAUGUCCUUUUUUAUGUUUAGUCACCUGAGGAGGUAUCAGCAUAACUGGACUGUGUGAGAAAUUAUUUUCCACUAAACCUCAUGCUAAUUUUGAUGUGGUACAUUUGAAAUGGUUUGAACACGGUUGCUUUGGCAAUGUGUCAUGUCCUCACCUGACCCUGGUACUGGCCUCCUGAGGCGGCUAGGUGCAUCACUGGGGAGGGCGUGCACCUGGAUGCUCAGUCCCUGGCUCUUCUGAGGGGAAGCUGUGCCCAGGUGCUGGCCACCUGGCCGUCACUCCUGGGCCGUCGGACCUUGCUUCCCUCACCUCUUUACAGAUGCUGGCUGCUUGUGUCAAGCAAGCCUACCUUUCUCCGUUCUAUGCCUGUAUGAAAUAAUAUCUCAUUUUAUGCCAUGGCUGCCUGUCAAUGUUUGAAAGCAACCACUGUACCAUGGCUUCGGUUUGGAAAAGCAUAGCACGCAUUUUCUGCGGUUUUUCCCUUCUCAGAGCCGACCGCAGCCUCUCCUCCCACUUUUGCACCUUCAUUUAGCAACUUUGAGCUCUGUGAUGCCAUAAGUCCUUGCAGGAAUUAGUUUACCAUCAGCUGGUCCCAUCUGCUAGAGCAUUAGAGCCCUUAGCUGCUCUGUGUGACACGUGCCACAGUGAAUACUGCACGUUUGGGUCCGCACUAGCAGGCCACACCCCUUCCCUUGAGCUGUGUACCCUGCGGCAGCUCACCUGGACCCCACCAGCCUGAGGCUCGCCUUUUGAGCCAGAGGUGGCCUCAGAAGCUCAUAAGGCAGUCCUGAGUACACCUGCAUCACAGUAUUAGCUGGUUGGUUUCAAAUUAUUGGAUUCAAUGCAAAGUCCUACGUAUUGACCUUAUUUGAAAAUAUAUUAAAUGUUUUUAUGGUCAAAUACAUAGAGAAUAGAUUUUUUUGUUUGUUUUUUUACAUUUGGAACUUUCUGAUUCUUAGAGAAAAUGAUACCAGAAAAAUUUCUUCAAUGUAAUUUGAUAACCUAAAGUCAAUUCUCCAUUUUUAUCAUCUGGGGAAUUUGUUUCUAAAUUGUAGUGCAAUUGCUAUUAGCUUAUAUGUUCCCAACAUAUCUGAAAGUACAUAAACUGGAUAUUUUCAUUGAUAAUUUUUUUUUAAAUGAAGACAUUUCCCAUUUUCUUCCCAGAAGUAGCGUUUAAUUCCCCAGCCAACUAGGAUUAUUAAAUGUAGUGUAUGCUUUUGACAGAGCCAGAGAAGCGAAGCUGGGAGAACCUGACACCCAGACUGGGCCCUAUGAACCCUCACCAGGUGGAGGGGACUCUGCCAGUGGGAUCCCUAGAGACUCCCAUUCGAUUUUAAAGCAGCACAAUGGAUCAUUUUCUGUCAUAUGUUCCUAGCACAGGACUGUUUCUAAAACAACUUGAAGCAUAGUUUUAUUAUCUAAGCAUUUUUUUUUUGCUUUAUUAAAGUGUACUAGGAUGUGAAACCUGUAUGGUUCAGGUUUUUAAAAACUGGUACAGUAUUGUAUUCAUCUCAUCUGAUACACUGUAUUUCAGUCUGUAAUUAAAAUGUUUGCUCCCUGCUC
Messenger RNA from Microcebus murinus (gray mouse lemur), 4397 nucleotides. The record is from RefSeq and is a predicted model, not a curated record. Lineage: Eukaryota; Metazoa; Chordata; Mammalia; Primates; Cheirogaleidae.